AUGGAUUUCUAUAACGUGUCGGUCUUGUAUGAUCACACCUCCCUGGUUGCAGUGAACUCAUCUGAUGCUUCAACAGGUGGGGAUCAUGAUGCCUACUACAACAACGCCAUCUUGCCCAUCAUAUUCGGCAUCAUCUGUUUCCUGGGCAUUAUGGGUAACUGCAUGGUCAUCUACACCAUCCUGAAGAAGACCAAGUGCCGCGCCAAGCAGACCGUCCCCGACAUCUUCAUCUUCAAUCUCUCCAUCGUCGACCUCCUCUUCCUCCUCGGGAUGCCCUUCCUCAUCCACCAGUUGAUGGGCAACGGUUCGUGGUGCUUCGGCGCCACUAUGUGCACAGUCAUCACCGCGCUGGACUCCAACAGCCAGAUAGUGAGCACCUACAUCCUCACGGUCAUGACUCUGGACCGCUACCUGGCCACGGUCCACCCCAUCCGCUUCAACUACAUUCGGACGCCGUGCGUGGCAACCGGGGUUAUCGGUCUAGUAUGGACGCUGUCGUUGCUGACCAUCAUCCCGGUGUGGAUGUACGCAGGCCUCAUGCCUCUGCCUGGCGACCUUGUGGGCUGUGCCCUGCUUCUUCCCAAUCCGGCCACUGACAUCUACUGGUUCACUCUCUACCAGUUUGUCCUGGCUUUUGCCCUGCCUCUCCUCAUCAUGUGCGUGGUCUUUUUCAAGAUCCUCCAGCACAUGGCCACCAGUGUGGCCCCCUUGCCCCCCAGGAGCCUGAGGGUGCGCACCAAGAAAGUAACCCGUAUGGCGGUGGCCAUCUGCCUGGCUUUCUUCAUCUGCUGGGCCCCUUACUACAUCCUCCAGCUGGUUCACGUUGGAGUCCAGAACCCCAGCCAAGCCUUCUCCUAUGCCUACAACAUAGCCAUUAGCAUGGGCUACAUUAACAGCUGCAUCAAUCCGUUCCUCUACAUUGUGUUGAGUGAGACCUUCAAGAGGCAGCUCAUCGUGGCCAUGCGGCCGGUCCACAGGAAGUUCCGGGUCAAACCCACUAGCACCACAGAGGGUAGUGUUAGUCUGAGAUUGGCCCCUGAGAGACCCCAGCAGGAUCAGAGCUCCAGGGAGCUGCUGCCUGCCAAUAUGGCCGCCCACUGAGGCCCGUUGUAUGACACAUUUUUUGUUUGUUGAACCUUUAUUUAACAAGACCCCUUUUCCAAGGGAGACUUGGUAUGGCCAGUGGAAGAUGGUAUGAGAUCAGUGUAUGGAUCAGGGUACAAUAAUGGUGUAUAGGAAGAACUGUGUAUUGGAUCACUGAAUUUGAACAGUGUACAGGCAGGAACAGUGUAUUGAAUCAAUACAGGGUAGGGUUGCGAAAAUCCAGAAAACCCGGUUGAAAGAUUGCCAGAAUCAGGAAGUAAUAAGCAGGAAAUCCGAAAUCCUCCAACCAGGAUUUCUGGAAAACCUUGGAAUUUUGGGAAAGUUGCCGGAUUUUUGCAACCCUUGUACAGUCAGUGACAUUGUAUUGAAUCACUGUAUGGGAGCAAUGAUGUAUGUCUACAUGGGAACAGUUAAUGGAUCGAUCAGAACAGAAGAAGAAGAAGAAGAAGAAGAAGAAGAAGAAGAAGAAGAAGAAGA
Molecule: messenger RNA, 1581 nt
Organism: Coregonus clupeaformis (lake whitefish)
Lineage: Eukaryota; Metazoa; Chordata; Actinopteri; Salmoniformes; Salmonidae
Product: melanin-concentrating hormone receptor 1-like
Exons: 2
Coding region: 1-1101 (366 amino acids)
Biological process (GO): neuropeptide signaling pathway
Cellular component (GO): neuron projection; membrane
Molecular function (GO): melanin-concentrating hormone receptor activity; neuropeptide binding
Source: RefSeq, a predicted model, not a curated record